CGGAAGGGCAAAUUGGGGCAGGAGAUUCUGCCCCUUUUAAACUAAUAACCCUCAUCGUUCUCCAGUCUCCUCCAGCGACAGCGACACAUAGGAAUCGCCUCGCUCUUCAGUUCUCAUUCUCGCCGGAUUCCAGAAAAAAAAUGGAGAAGAAUUCUCGUUUUGCAGUUCAUGCUGAUUCUUCAUUUGCACUUCGUGGUUUUCUCAAUGGUACUUCAGGAUACCCAAGAUUGGAAUGGGGUCACCAGAAACUACCAAAUCUUGAGCUUCCUAGGGGCUCUAGAACUAUAACGAAGCUCCCUUAUGACUGUAGUAUUCUUUUGCAGUCUCCUCAGCGAAAGAUCUCAAUUUAUGGGAACCGAGCCAUCCAUGUAACCCGCACCUUGGCUGAAUCUACAAGAGUUGUUUCAAACCGUCCCUUGUCACCUCAUCUUCCGGUGAAGAAGCCACAGCUGCGUGCAACAUUUUCCAUUUCCCAUCGAAUCUUUGGGGCUUCUCUGGCAUCUGCUAUAAUGCUGAUCCCCAUUGCUUGGAAGUUCAGCCUCCUCCUUGAUGUAUGAAGGAAAAACUUGUUAUAGUUUGUGGUGUCAGUUCAAGGACAAAUCAAGCGUCUCUUGAAAGGAUUACUACCCAGAAGCGGUGGAACCUGAACCAGUUCAUGUUAUGUUUUGUUUGAAUAACCAUCCCAAAACAGUGAAGAACCAGCUGCUGGAGUAUAUUUUUAUUCCAGUUUUCCUGCAUUCUAUGGUGGAGUUUAUGUUUUCUUGUUCUUUUCUUCACGGCAUGGAACAAGUUCAGUUUGCAGGGUGCUUGUGUGCGAGUUGAUGCACUGAGUCUAUUUGUGAGUGUUGACCAAUAUGCUAUUCAUGGUAUAGACUACUUGAUUUUAAUAUUUUCA
Musa acuminata AAA Group (dessert banana) is the source of this 895-nucleotide messenger RNA. Its product is annotated as succinate dehydrogenase subunit 3-1, mitochondrial-like. The record is from RefSeq and is a predicted model, not a curated record. Gene Ontology annotation, cellular component: membrane. Bases 141 to 557 code for a protein of 138 amino acids. NCBI's taxonomy places the organism in Eukaryota, Viridiplantae, Streptophyta, Magnoliopsida, Zingiberales, Musaceae. Gene Ontology annotation, molecular function: electron transfer activity; oxidoreductase activity, acting on the CH-CH group of donors. Gene Ontology annotation, biological process: mitochondrial electron transport, succinate to ubiquinone; tricarboxylic acid cycle. The transcript has 3 exons.